Molecule: messenger RNA, 2049 nt
Organism: Gaeumannomyces tritici R3-111a-1
Lineage: Eukaryota; Fungi; Ascomycota; Sordariomycetes; Magnaporthales; Magnaporthaceae
Exons: 4
Coding region: 82-1797 (571 amino acids)
Biological process (GO): transmembrane transport
Cellular component (GO): membrane
Molecular function (GO): transmembrane transporter activity
Source: RefSeq, a predicted model, not a curated record
ACCUUUUCUCGGUAAACAGUGGCGUAUUUCAUCAAAGGCGCACCUCCGCUCUCCUCUCGAGGCAUCAUUGACUGCUGCUCCAUGCUUCUCCUUCUCCAGGUUUGCUUUCCCGAAGCUAAACGCCCCCUUACCCCGCGAAAGGAGCCUUGGUGGAGGAUACAUAGGAGGGGACGCUGUCGAGGACCGCAAGCUCAACCUCUAGACAUAGCUCGUCUGUCGGUAGCGCAUCCCGGCCUCUCAUUGCUGAACCGAGUUCGACCCAGUCUAAACAUGGAUCGCACAUCGAAAAGUUCCACCGACGAGCCACAGAGCUCCGUGGAGCCGGACGCCAUCGAGGCCGGACAGGCCGUCAUCGAUGUGGAGAAGUUGGCGACACAGGAAAGACUGCUGGUCAGCAAGCUGGACCGGAGUAUGCUGCCCAUUCUUUUCCUCAUGUACUUCAUGAACCACAUUGAUCGCAAUGCGCUGCCCCAAGCAAGGCUCGACACCCUCGAAGAGGACCUGGGUCUGCACGGCUGGGACUACAACGUGUGCAUCUCCGUUUUCUUCAUCGGCUACCUGCUGAUGCAGAUCCCAUCCAACAUGUUCAUCACAAGAGUCCGCCCGUCUAUCUAUCUGUCAAGUUGUAUGCUAGGCUGGGCAUGUCUAUCCGGGACGACCGCCGCCGUGAGGGACGCCAGGGGCCUCGCAACCUGUCGGUUCUUCCUGGGCUUCGUUGAAGCGCCCUUUUACCCGGGCGCCCUCUACCUCCUCUCCUCCUUCUACACCCGGGACGAGCUCGCGGUCCGCAUCGCCUUCAUGUACAUGGGCCAGAUCCUCAGCUCGGGCCUCGCCGGCCUCGUGGCGGCGGGCGUCUUCAAGGGCAUGCACAACGUGCUCGGCCUCUCGGGCUGGCGCUGGCUCUAUGCCGUCGAGGCCUCCGUCACCGCCGCCGUCGCCCUCCUCGGCUACUGGCUGCUACCCGACUCGCCCGCCCACACGCGCUGGCUGACGGCCGACGAGCGCGCCCUGGCCGUCGAGCGCGUCGCCCGCGACCGCGUCGCCACCACCACCACCACCGCCGCCGCCCACACCAACCCCCAGCGGCAGCAGCAGCAGCAGCAGCAGCAGGAGGGCGGCGCGACGGCGGCGGCAGCGGCACCGUCCGCGCUCGACGGGCUCUACCAGGCCGCGGGCGACCCGCGCACCUGGCUCUUCUGCCUGAUGCAGAACAUGCACGUGUCGGCCUGCACCUUCAACAACUUCUUCCCCUCCAUCGUGCGCGCCACGCGCCUGGCCCCGGACCAGACGCGGUCGCUGCUGCUCACGGCCCCGCCCUACGUCGUCAGCGGCCUCGCGAGCGUGGCGCUGGGCUGGUCCAGCGGCCGCCUGCGCGAUCGCGUCCUGCACACCACCGCCGGGCUGGCGCUGGCUAUCGCCGGCUUCGCGCUGUCGCUGGGCACCGAGAGCACAGCGGCGCGGUACGCGGCCACCUUCGUCUACGCCACAGGCGCGUACGCCGUCGGGCCCGUGAUACUCGGCUGGGUGGGGAGCACGCUGUCGCAGUCGCACGAGAAGCGCGCCGUCGCCUACGCGCUCGUCAACGUCUCGGCCAGCGUCGCCGCCAUCUACGGCGCCUUCCUGUGGCCGCAAGAGCACGAGCCGCGCUACGUCCUGGGCUUCUCGGCCACGGCAGCCUUCGCCGGCGCCAGCAUCGUCUGCGCCUGGGUCAUGCGGGCGUGGCUCAUCAGGCUGAACAAGCGGCUCGACGAGGCCGAGCGGGACGGCGCGGAGCCGCUGCAGCGGUAUGUUUACUAACGGGGGCGGUUCUAGGAAAGUAUCCGAGUGCCUUGAGGGCAAGCGCGGCGUUUGGCGUCCGGGGAAGAAGGAUGAAGGAAAGCCUCGAGGGUAGAAAGAUGAUGGAACUGGAAAUGGAAGUUUUUGCGUGGUCUGGGUUGGGAAAUAUUAACUUUGACCCAAAAUUCUAUUCUAGAAUAUGGAAGAAUUUGAAGCAUACGUGCUGCCAUUUACACACACGACGCAGCUCUAAAAAUCCAAGCUCCAUUUCCU